Messenger RNA from Amborella trichopoda, 1559 nucleotides. RefSeq lists its product as uncharacterized. NCBI's taxonomy places the organism in Eukaryota, Viridiplantae, Streptophyta, Magnoliopsida, Amborellales, Amborellaceae. The record is from RefSeq and is a predicted model, not a curated record.
UAUUUUUGGAAUUUAAAAAUUUCUAAUUAGGUAUGAUUUUAAGAUGAUACUAAGUACUUUUUACAACAAAAUUACAUGUUAUAAUAAAAUUUUAAGGUGCGCCUUAAUUGGAUUGUUUAAGGUUGUAACCUUAUAGAAACCGCACCCUCUACCUAAUUCUAUCUCCUUUAAUAAAAAUCACUAGGAAACCGUUCAAAUUGUGUAGCAAUCCGUGGUUAACUUCCAAUGACAAGAAAAUGGGAGGGAAAAAGUUUCGUGCCAGAUUUUGGCGUCAAAACACAAUUCAAACCCGAAACCCUAAAUUAAUAGUUAAUAAAGUAAUAUUGUGAAAGAAAAACAGUUUUUUUGGCGCCUCCUGCAAUGCUCCCGCCCAUCUUUGAGCUCUCCCGCCUUUUUGGCAGCGAGUUAAUAAUAGUAAUAACAUGACUGAAAAAUGGCGCCAAUUGCUCCCGCCAAAUUCAUCUAUCUCCUUUGCACUCUUGUCUAGAGAUAUAUAUAAAACCCUUAGUUGGCAAGGACCAGAGGCCAAGAUCUCUCUUUCUUUCUCGUGUUGUUGCGGAGUGGAGGUACGAUAAGCUCAGGAGAAGGAAAUGGUGGUACGUGUUGGGCCAAGCAAAUUCUAUGGCAGUGGGCUUCCUAGGCCACGGAUCUACAACAACAUAGAGGGUAAUGAGAGGGUUGAUCCCCCAUUACCAGUCAUGGCUCCUCUUCUCCAAUGGGCAAAUGAAGCCCACUGGUCAAGGGGGGGCCUCAGUUUCAAGCGUCGUUCAAGAAUGCAGGGCAAGCUUGAGGGCAAUAUAAGGAAGCUCAGAGCUCAAAUAGAUGAUGAUGAUGACGACGAUGUUGUCGUGACGAUGAUGAUGAAGAGAAAGGAGAAAAAAGAAGUCCAAGAAAAGGGUGUCUCUCCUACUGAGACUGCUGCAAAGAAUGCCCUUCCUGAAGAAGAAGCCCCUUCUCCUGGGACUUACAAUCGUUCAAAGCGAGUGAGGAAGAGGCUACUCGAGGAUGGUGAUGAUGAUCAUGAGUUCAAGAGCACUCAGAGGGAUACUCUGCCAGUACAAAGGUCCUCAAGAAAGGUGAGAUCUGAAUUGAUGGUGGAAGCUGAGGAGCUGGGACCAACAGCUAUGGAUGAAGAUGCCAACCUUAACAAGGCUGCCCCUAGUAGUACUAGGGGCAAAACAAAGAAACUGUUUGAGGUGGAGGAGGAAGAGGGGAAGAGCAAGAAGAGGCGGUCUAAACAGCGCUCCUCAAAGUGAGAUGCAUCGACAGCAGUGGUCAUUUUAAUUCCUCUUGGCCACAUGUUCGUGGCCUUCCAUCCUGUCUAUAUUAUGAUACUGUCGUUUUUCUUUUCUGUUAUCUUCAUUUUGGAGAAAUCGUAAUGUGAAUCCCUUCUUAAAUUAUGAUACUGUCGCGCCUUCCAUCCUGUCUAUAUUAUGAUACUGUCGUUUUUCUUUUCUGUUAUCUUCAUUUUGGAGAAAUCGUAAUAUGAAUCCCUUCUUAAAUUAUGAUACUGUCGCGCCUUCCAUCCUGUCUAUAUUAUGAUACUGUCGUUUUUCUUU